Molecule: messenger RNA, 708 nt
Organism: Cuscuta epithymum
Lineage: Eukaryota; Viridiplantae; Streptophyta; Magnoliopsida; Solanales; Convolvulaceae
Source: the annotation of a GenBank genome assembly
UUAUAACAAUGAUAAAAUUUUAAAGCUUUAAUCUGCAUUAAGGAUCGAUACAUACAGAGUAUUUGAUUUCGGAUAUCAUUAUUCCCAAUUUUCUAAUCUGCUGUGAUUUUUCCCCUGCGGAGAAUCAAAUAAUUAUCCGUGCUUUUGAUUCAUAUGGAAUUAAUCAAGAGUACAGUUAAAGAGACGACCUUCAAUUCUUUCACCACUAAAUGCAAACAAAUAUCAACUCCUCAAAUCCAUCUCCAAAAGGGAGAAACUACCCAAUUCAAACAAAAUAAGAACGAAAAAUUAAGUAAACCAAAACACCUGCGGGCUCUAAGCUUCAUCAGCAUCGCCCUCGCGUUUUUUGGGCUUCCGAUAGGUCUCCUCCACCUGCUUGGCGACGAAGACGCCGGUUUGAUAGAACUUGUUAAUGUCGGGAAGGUUGUAAUUCUGGGCCAAGUAAACUCCCAAAGCUGUCCCUAGAAGGAAAUUGAAAGAGCUCCGUAUGAUUCCCAUCUCAUAAACGCCGCCGCAAUCUUCGCUCUGUGAUUCAAUAUUUUAGUUCUUUCUAUGCUCUAACCUAAGGCGUAAGGAACUCGAAAUUAGUGGAAGGAAAUCGAGGAAUAUUUGAAAACUUUGAUUACUGUUUUGACAGAGGCAGCUGACUCCUUCAUCAAGCCACCAAAUUCAGUGAGGGCCACUACGAUGGGUGCGAGUCCAUUCCCA